Vicia villosa (hairy vetch) is the source of this 3496-nucleotide messenger RNA. Its product is annotated as putative pentatricopeptide repeat-containing protein At1g12700, mitochondrial. The record is from RefSeq and is a predicted model, not a curated record. The transcript has 2 exons. Gene Ontology annotation, molecular function: protein binding. The coding region runs from base 131 to 1768 and encodes 545 amino acids. NCBI's taxonomy places the organism in Eukaryota, Viridiplantae, Streptophyta, Magnoliopsida, Fabales, Fabaceae.
AACCAGCACCCUUUUCUGCUUUCCGAAAUCAUGCUCCAACAAAUUGCCUACCACAUUUUAAAACCGUAAUCUUCUUUAUUUCCCAUCUCUUAACUCAGAAACACUCUCCUCUGCAUCAUUUCCUACAACAAUGUCGUUCAAUGGGUCAAGGUUAAUUUCUCACUCCAAUCUUCUUAUUUCAUUUCACUUUCUCUCUAAACCUUUUUCUCACUCUCUGCAUCAAUUUACUCCCAAUCAUAUCAUUCAUGAUGCCAUUUCCUCUUUCCAUCAAUUGCUCCACAUGCAUCCUACCCCACCCAUCAAUCAAUUUAACAAAAUUUUAGGGUUUCUAGCCAAGACUAAGAAUCAUUACACCACUGUUAUUUCACUUUCUCACCAAUUACAAUUCAAUGGAAUUACUCCCAAUAUUGCUACUUUGAACAUCUUGAUCAAUUCUUACUCCCAUCUAGGUCAAUUGAAUUUUGCAUUUUCUGCAUUGGGAAAGAUUCUUAAAUUAGGUUAUCAACCGGAUACCAUAACCUUGAAUACACUUGUCAAUGGUUUGUGCCUUAACGGUAAGGUCAGUGAAGCUUUGCAUUUUCAUGAUUAUGUGGUUGCGCGUGGAUUUCACUUCGAUAAAUUUGGUUACGCGUCCUUGAUUAAAGGGUUGUGUAAAAUUGGGGAAACAAGAGCUGCUAUGCAAAUGUUGAGAAAAAUUGAAGGGAAUUUGGUCAGGCUUAAUGAGGUAAUGUAUAACACAGUUAUUGAUAGUUUGUGUAAAGAUAAAUGUGUUAAUGAUGCCUAUGAGUUAUAUUCUGAAAUGAUUGCAAAGGAAAUUUCUCCUGAUGUUGUCACUUCCAAUUCUCUAAUCUAUGGAUUUUGUAUUGUUGGUCAAUUGAAAAAAGCAUCUAGUUUUUUAAAUGAGAUGGUGUUGAAAAACAUCUACCCGGAUGUUUGUACUUUUGCUAUAUUGGUCGAUGCCCUUUGUAAGGAGGGAAAUGUGAAAGAAGCUAAGAAUCUAUUAGUUGUGAUGAUGAAAGAAGGUGUAAUACCGGAUGUUGUUGUUUACAAUUCACUAAUGGAUGGGUAUUGUCUAGUUAAUGAAGUGAAUAAGGCCGAACAUAUGUUGAGAACUAUUUCUCGAAUGGGAGUGGCGCCUAAUGUUCGGAGCUAUAGUAUCUUGAUUAAUGGAUUAUGUAAGAUGAAAAUGAUCAGUGAAGCCUUGAGUCUCUUUAAUGAAAUGUGUUGCAAAGGAAUCACUCCUAAUACAGUGACUUACAAUUCUCUCAUUGACGGUUUGUGCAAAUCGGGGAGAAUCUCGCAUGCUUGGAAGCUUGUUGAUGAGAUGCAUGAUAAAGGUCAACCAACUGAUAUAUUCACUUACAGUUCUUUAAUAGACGCUUUAUGCAAAAACCAUCUUGUUAAGAAGGCUAUUGCAUUAGUAAAAAGAAUCAAAGACCAUGGCAUUUUACCAAAUAUGUGCACGUACAACAUACUUAUCGACGGACUAUGCAAAGAGGGACAACUUAAAAACGCACAUAACAUUUUUAAGGAUCUUUUGACAAAGGGUUAUUGUUUAAAUAUCCAAACAUAUAAUAUUAUGAUCAAUGGAUUUUGUAAUGAGGGCUUGUUUGAUGAAUCAGAGGGCUUGUUGUCAAAAAUGGAGGACAAUGGUAUCAUUCCUGAUGCGGUAACGUAUGAAACUAUUAUCCGAGCUCUCUUUCAUAAAGAUGAGAAUGAAAAGGCAGAGAAACUUCUUCGUGAAAUGAUUGCUAGAGGUCUACUAUAAGAUUAAUUCUAGUUACAUACUCAAAAGAAGGUGGACUACUUAAAGGUAGAAGGUGUACUCAGAAGGUUGAAGGUAAGAGCUUUGAAAGCCAGAAAAAUGGGUUUAUUAACAAAUUGGCAUAUGAAUAUGUAUUUGAUGAUAAUCAUCCCUCCUUAUUAUAGGAUGAAAACACAAAGACAUGAUGAAUAUAUCUCAAGUGCUGAUGACCGUGUUAAUAUCUAAAGUGUCUUUGAGUUAAAUGUUUUUCAACACCUUAUGGCUCAUGUUCUCCUAUUAAAAUUAGAAUGAAAUUAACUUAUAUAUCAAUAAUAGUAACAAAUUUGAAUCUGUCUUUUGCAUUAAACCAGAAAAACACUUAAUCUAUCUUGUACCUUUAUGAUAGAAUUCACUAAAUAAAAACUCUUAGCAACUUUCGAUAUUAUGCUAAUUCUUGUUAUAGGCUGAUGCAGUAUAUGAUAUCAAUUAGGUAAAUGCUCUCUCCUUAUCACCUUAUAAUUUGCAGUGAAGACUUUGCUACUUGUGAAUUAGCAACCCUUCUAUGUUGGUUAGAGAUAAAAUGGUUCCUUGUCUAACAGUGCCUUUAAAAUGUUUUAAAUUUAAGGGGUAAUUUCGAGUUUUUAUAAGAGAAUAGGAUAGCGGGACGGAAACCGCUCUGCCCCCGUGAUUUACCCUUUAGCAGCCGAUAUUGUGUUUAGUGCCGCUAAGGCUCUUCCUAUAGCUGCCGACCCUCGUUCUGCUUUGCUAUAUUGGGAUAUCGCCUCUAUUGGACGCUAUUGGCUACUCUUGUAAUAUAUUUAGGCUUUUACUUUUAUAUGCAUUGGCAGUGAAAUAAGUAUUUCAAUGUCAAUUAAUCAUUACUGUCUAAUCACUGAAAUAUAUUUGACUUUGAUCUUAUCUAUUUUAAAGUCAUACAAAAAUGAGCUUGUGAUUGGUUGAAAUUGUAAAUCUAUUUUAAAGUCAUACAAAAAAUGAGAUGUGAUCGAUCGAAAUUGUAAAAUGUCUUACGCUGAUAGUGCGUGAAAGUUUUUUUUGUUUGUAUGACCCUCAAUUUCUUAGAGGAAGGAGGUUAUGAUAAUUGGAGUUUGACCAAAAGAUUAGUAAGGUCUGACCUGUUCUUGUUCUAGUCAGGAUUCAAAAGUUUAUGCUCUUACAAUUAUUAAUUAGUCAUAAUUAAUACUUUAAUACUCAAUUUCCCACGGGGAUAGCGAUAGCAGCUGGAUUGUAAGUCUCCUAGUAACAUCACAUGAUCACAGGAUUGUGUGUUGCAAGAUAUUACGAUCCGUGCUACAAUCUUCGAGUUACAAUUUUUCAACCCCCUCGUGAUCUUGUGUUCACUCUCGGUUUGUAUUACAAGAAUGUAUCUAAGCUCAUUCCUUUUCUUUUUAAAUUCUGUAAUAUGUUAUGAAAUCAUGUUCUGGAAAAUAUUCUGCAUGAAUCAAACAUGGUCAUGGUUGUAUUUGUAUUUUUAAGGCUUUGUUCUUUUCUUUUUCUCAAUGCUAUUUGUAAUGCUUUGUUAUAUCAGCCUGCUCUGUCAUAUUUUUAAUGCUUUGUUCUGUUCCUUUUCUUAGCGCUAUCAUUGAACAAAUAUGUAUCGGAUUUUCCCCUAACUGACCUACUAAUGCAAUGUGAACAUUUUAAUUGAUGGAAUUUUAUUGUGUUUGUUUUUUUAUUGCAGACUGAUGUUGUUUAACCAAUGCAUCAAACUUUGCCAAGUUUUUUUUUUUAACA